Molecule: messenger RNA, 306 nt
Organism: Protopolystoma xenopodis
Lineage: Eukaryota; Metazoa; Platyhelminthes; Monogenea; Polystomatidea; Polystomatidae
Source: the annotation of a GenBank genome assembly
GGCAGUCGGGCCGGACUCACGUGGAGUACGUCGCAGGCGGGCAAACAGGCCUGCAGACAGACAGGCAGACAGGCCGUGUCAGGCGAAAAAGGGGGCGGGGAUGGCGAUCUGACGCGGGCACUGACGCCAUACCACCGGCUAUUGCUCCACUCCGGACUGCCUCGAAGGCACAGACUGCCCAUCAUAAAUGCCGCUCACCGAUUGGUGCAGACGCGUAAACAGCAAGGCCUGGUGAAUUGCCAACUGGCCAAUCAGAUGGCCAAUUGGCGCGUCAUUGAUUUUCUCAGCCUGCAUGGUCAACGCUAG